Molecule: messenger RNA, 8103 nt
Organism: Eimeria mitis
Lineage: Eukaryota; Apicomplexa; Conoidasida; Eucoccidiorida; Eimeriidae
Exons: 36
Coding region: 1-8103 (2700 amino acids)
Source: RefSeq, a predicted model, not a curated record
AUGUGCCCCAAGGGUCACUUCUGCCCCGCGGGGACCACCAACAGCCGCGUUUGCCCCAUAGGCACAUACGGCCCCACAAAGGGCCUCACAGAUGCAUGCGUUCCUUGCCCUGAAGGCCGUCUCUGCACUGACGAUGAUGGCCUCACGGCCCCCAGCUCCGAUCAAUGCCCCGAGGGGAGCUACUGCCCAGCAGGCGCCAUCAGCCCCCGGCAGUGCCCCGUGGGGACCUACAACAACAAAGAGGGACAGGGCGACCAGGGCGGGUGUCUUGCAUGCCCCGCAGGAAAAUACUGCGCAACCACUGGUCUGGACCAGCCCACAGGCCAGUGCGAUGAGGGUACCUGGUGUAUUUCGGGGUCUCAGAUAAAAGACUCUUCUUUGGCUUAUCUCCCCAGCUCUGUUAUCCAGUGCCCCGCAGGCUACACAUGUGCAGCAGGAGCUAUUGUGCCUGAGGCCUGUGCUGCGGGGACCUACAAAGACAAGCAGGGGGCAGCUGCAUGCGCCGCGUGCCCCGCGGGGGUUUACUGCGCCCACACGGCGCUGACAACAGCAGCAGCUGACGGCCAGUGUUUCGCUGGUUUUUAUUGUAAAGGGGGAUCCACUACACCUACACCAAAAGAUAAAACACACGGAGAUAUCUGUCCUAAGCAUAGCUACUGCCCAAUAGGUUCUGCUGAGCCCACUGAGUGCCCCGACGGCACUUACAACCCCUACACAGGGAUGUCUAAGUGCCCUGACUGCACAGCUGGCUUUAUAUGCAUCAACCAGAAGCAGAAGCCUUGCCCCCAGGGGGGCUACUGUCCCCCUGGUCAGUCGGAGGAGACCCCGUGUGCUGCUGGCACGAAGGGCCUCUCUGAGGGCCUCACAGCGCAGGAGGACGGGGCCUGCCCCUACGGCAUGUACUGCCCCGCGGGGACCACAGAGCCCCAGCGCUGCCCCGAGGGCACAGCCACCACCAGUGAGGGGGCGAAGGCCGACGACGAGUGCCAGCAGUGCCCGGACGGGUAUCUAUGUAAUUCCUUAACUGUAGUCCCCAUAAUUUGCCCCGAGGGCUCCUACUGUCUCCGCGGAGAGGAGACACCCCGCGCCUGCCCGGCGGGGACGUACCAGGGCGCCCGGGGGGCGGCUGCGGCGGACACGUGCACGCCGUGCGAGGCGGGUUACUUCUGCCCCACUGAGGGUAUGGAGUACUACGUCAACAGCGUUUGCCCGUGGGGCCACUACUGCCUGGAGGGCAGCGCAGAGCCCGAGCUCUGUCGCCCCGGCACCUUCAACGACAAAGUGGGCACGCAGGACGCUGAGCAGUGCAAGCCAUGCCCUGAAGGGUUUUCUUGCUCUGGGGAGAAGGCCCUUUACCGCUCUGACGGAGACAGCCCCGUGGUGAUAGAGAUGGAGGGGGGCGUGCUGCUGCAGCGGGGUGACGCCAGCUACAGGACGGCGUGUGUGCCCAAGGCCUAUUGCCCUGAGGGGUCUAUAAAGCCUAUCCCCUGUCCCCCCAACUUCUACUGCCCAGGAGAGACUGUCUCCCCCAUCGCCUGUCCCCCCAACCACUACUGCCCCGAGGAGACAGACACCCCGCUGCCCUGCCCCGACGGCUACUUCUGCCCUGGCGGCGAAGAGAAACCCUUCACCUGUCCCGCUGGCAGCCGAGCCAUCGCCACCUGCGAGGAUUCCUUCACCGUCGAGGACUGCUGCGAGCUCUGCCCUGCUGGGACCUACUCGGACGCCGAGGCCUCUUCUGUCUGCACGGCCUGCAGCGCGGGCUACAUAUGCACAGAGGGAUCGACGACUCCAACACCUUCCACCAGCGGUGGUUAUAUUUGCCCCGCUGGGUACUACUGCCCCUCUGGGGCUGUGACGCCUCAGCCCUGCUCGCCAGGGACAUACAGAGAAGAAGAAGGGGGCACAAGCGCCGCAGACUGUUUGCCUUGUCCUUCGGGGACCUAUCAGCGCUUCAUUGCAAUGACGUCUUGUGAUAAAUGCGGGCCCAACUCUGUCGAAGACCAGGAGGAGGGGGCCUUCACCUGUACCUGUCUGGGCGAGGGCCGGGUCUAUCAAUACGGAGACAAGACUUGCCCCUGCCAGAGCCGAUACGUGAGCUACGACCACCACCUGGAGGUAUCGGAGCUGGAGGACGGGACACUGAAUUGUCAGCCUGUGACGCUGAAGAGAUGCGGGCAGCUGGAGCAGCGAGAUUACCUGGGGCGUUGUGUGUCAGCAGCAGACUGCACAGAAGCUUGCGGCCCCGAGGGGGGCAGCUUCCUCAGCACUGUCGGUGUAUGCGAGUGCGCCAAAGCCAUCGCAGAGACAGCGCAGUGCGAUGGCAGCUGCAAGGCAGCGCUGCCCACGGUAGUACUGGAGGGAAAGGAAAUGGCGUUAAAAUAUUCUGAGACAGAAGAAACAACUAUCCUGCAACACCCAGAUAUAGAUCUUUCUGAAGCCUAUUUAUACUGUACUAUGUUUAGGCAACUGUUCGCUGGUAUUUCAAUCCCCUGCGACAUCCAUUUCCAACGGGCAGAUGAAUCGGGGCUGCAUGCGCUUUAUGUCCCCCCAAGCUCUCUCUGGUCUCCGUCGCGUCGCUGGCACAGUGGGCCUCAGAGUCGCCGCUUGUUUUCUCGGGCCCGCCGGAGCUCCUGGCUUGCAAGUGGAGGCAGUAAGAGGCUGAGCAGCGACCACGAAGUAUAUACUCUACAGGGAUCAGGGGCCCUUGAACAGCCCCGGCGCGGUGCUGCACAGUUCAGAAACUCUUAUACAGAGCGCUCGAUCUCGGCGCUGCAGUCUAUGACCGUCGACAACUCCGUCAUCUGUAUCAUCCAGGGCUCCUCAAUUGUAUGGGAGCUCAAAGACGGAGUUUACCCCAUAUACGUCACGGAUUCUCUCUUGAAUACAGGCAACACGUUCGACAGCAGUGGCCUCAGAGCACUGGCGAAACAGGUUGAGGAGGGGAAGAGCCCCAGUUUCUUUAUUCAAACUUUUGAGGCUGAGGGGACCUUCGUCUUCGCCUCAUCGAUGCAAAACUCCAAACUUUCGCUUGUGCGAGUUCUGCCCCCAGGCAUGGAUUGCCCAGGAGACACUGGAUAUCCUACUCCCAUUCGUCUCCGCGCACUGAGCCUGUUGGCUAUAUCUCUAUGGACAAACAAUAUCUUACUCGAUCCAGACUGGGUCCUUCUUGUGGGGUUGCUGCUAGCACUGGUGUUCGUCGUGCUGAUCCUCCUCAGCAUAGCUGCUCGCUUCGUCCGCCACCGCUGGCCUUCUGCACAGCCACCAAGCAAUGUAGUAUCUGCUGUUUGCCUUGAAGGCUGUACUACGCUGGCUCUCAGAAACCAUAAAGAGCCUCAACAUCUAGCAGCAGGUUUCUAUUCUAGUUACAUGAGGCCGACGGGUUCAACUCGCAUCGUACACUACAGAAUACGAGAUGAUCUGCUCGACAGCACGGAACAAGAGCAAUAUGAUCCUGUUGCCGAUGUAAAGCCGGCUCUUGACCGCCUGCAUGUUGAAAUAGACAUUCAGGACCUCCGCGUCGUGCAAGCAACUCUUGAGAAACUGUGCGACAUGAGAAGGGCAGUUACACAUCUGCUAGACCAGGAGAUGCAACGCGAAAAGGAGACGUGCGCAGAAGCAACUCAGCUGGUUGGGAAGAUGCUGGCUUCGUUGCAAGAAAGGGUUGACUCAGCGCAGCUGAAAGGCACUUUGUCAAUAAGCAGCCGGCACGUGACCGCGCUGCUGCGUUGCAUCUUGUCGGCCCUUCAAGGGCCUGAGAAGCGCCAAGAAGCUGAGGAGAAGCUCAGAGAACUCGAUGGAGAACUUCAAGCCAAGCAAGGUCAAGAACAACCCGUUCUCAAGCGGGGAAAUGCGGGCAACAAGGAAGCAGAGAUACUGAGGGCUUGUGUCGCAAAGGCGGGCCCAUCUGUCUUUGACUCCCUGGAUGUAGCCAUCAGGACUGCAAAGGAAACCAAGGAGUCGGUGGAAGAUAUUCAAGAGGUCACCGAUCAGUUUUCUUCGAAGGCUACAACAGACCCCGACGGCCAACGACACUUCAUGUUGGCUUCGGUGUACGACUUGCUGCUGAAACGCGAGUCCAAGCAGGUUGCUGCCCGGUUCAAAAGUCUAUCGUAUUUGCACAGACAUGUGGACCUGGCGGAGCGUAGAAUGAAGGAAAAAAUUGAUGCUUUCACAAACAUAUGCAAUAUCUCCAGACAAGAAAUGUUGUCUCUUCAAGUCACCCAGAGCACUGGCAUCUUAGAGUGGCAGCAAGCCAGUCUCAUCGAAAGGGCCAGGGAAGAUGACCGACUCCUAAGCGACAUGUCAGGCCCGCUGAGUCGAGUCUUUCAAGAGGUGCUAGCAGAAUUGAUGGUAGCCCGCGACGACGAAGUUCCUUCUGUUGUGAACAACCUGACGGGCUCUAUUGGGUCUAUCAUCCAGCAGAAGUGCGCCAAGUCAGUUGGCAACUGGACUCAGUCGGCCUACACCCGCAAUGCAGGGAAGCAGCUGAAAGAAUUGAAGCAACAGCAGGAAACACAAAUUAAAGCGAAGACAGACGCACAGAUGGAACUGCUGCGGACUUCGCUGCAAACUGCUCAUGACGCGAUAGCGAGACAUUCGCAUGUGUUGGCUGACCGCGAAAAGUCUGCACUGGCGAAACUCCAUAAGGCCUUUAAGAAAGAAAUUCGAUCGAUUUAUGCAGCUGCAGCUGAAAAGGCGGCUGCAGCAGCAGAUACACAGGCUGCAGCUUCAAGCUUAGCGCGCAAGUGCAAAGGCAGCUCAGCAGGACUCAUACAGGAAAUGGUAACAGCUCAUCUCGUUACGUCUGAGGAGGAGGCUGAUGGCCCGCAAACACCUCUAGCUUUGGACCCAGAGCGCAUUGACGAGAUGAAGAAGCGCGCACUAGAAGCCGUGGCAGCAGCUUUCUCUAGGCGUGAGGAGUUGCAAAAACAGUGCGAGGCUCUCAGGCUCGAACAUUUAGAAAACCGCCAUCAAGCCCUGCAAAAGUUCAUCGCGGAGUCAUCUCGGCUGGCUUCCGAUCGAGCACGAGGUGCAGUCGCCAAGAUUUCAGUGCUGGCUGAGACCGCUGCAUCGGAAGAGGCUAGUCUUGGGGCCCCUCUAUUGCGGCAUAUGGGUCUAUCGCGAGCUUUCGAGGACUUGUCUCAAGUUCGCGCUUUGCCUGAUACUACCAGAGAUCGAAUCCAGGAACUCAGGGAACAGCAAAAGGCGGGCUUUCAGAACCUUAUAGAAUCCCACACUAAGCAAUUCAGAGUCGCACACGCGGUGGCGGUUGUCGGCCUCAAACGCACAAACGGUCGGUACAUUGAGGGAUUGAAACAAGCAAUGUUCACACACCGAGAAGAGACAGAUAGUUUGGCUAAGGAGGCAGCAGAGAAGAUCGCAGCUCUCCAUCGAGAAGACAUGAGAGAGAGGACGCAGCUUAAGGUUCUAGUGGAGCAAAGUAUAUCCCAGGGCUUCCUAUUGGGGGUAGAAGCAGACGUCCGCGCCCAAACGUUCCAGAAGCAGCUGAACCUCCUGGAGGGUUACAGGGGUCACCAAUACGAUAUUCAUGAACUAGAAUCUCGGCUUAAGGAGUUAGCCAGCGGGGAGCAGGAUACAAUCAAGCGCGCACGCGACGAAGAGGAAUCUCGGCUUACCGGCGAAAUUACAUCAUUCGAGAUGCUAAGUGCAAAGGAGGAGGAGCUGCUCGAGCUCCUUCACACAGAAAAAAUGCGGGGCAGCGAUGUAACACAUCUGGAGAUUGCUGCAACCGAAGUACACGAAGCGGAAGUCCAGAGUACCACUGCUCGGGUUACCGAGCUGCUGCUGCAGCAUGCAGAAACGAAGGCAGCGGCAAUGAUCAGCAUAUCUACUGGCGGCGCUUCAAGUGUAGACGCAGACAUAGCUGAUUACUGCUCAAGCUGGGAGAAGGUGCUCGCUACAUCAGCAUCAAAUAAGGCUGAAGAGACGCAGAGGCAAAAGGCGGCAUAUGGCGAACGUAUACGCAGCCUUUCCAAGUCCCAGGAAGCUAACAAAGCUUCACGGCGCAGGCAGCAGCUGCACGUCUCUCAUGAAAUCAUGGAGCUACAACAGUACCAGGGCCCGCUGGCGAAUGAAAAGGGCCGCUUUAUGAAUGACUUGCUGCACCAACUCGCUCUCCACCAGGCGGAUAUCGAGUUUGAAAGGGAGAAAGCCCGAAUAACUGGCAAGCAGGAAGAGGAGCUACGAGCAGUAGAGGCUGAACUGGAACAGCUCGAAGCCUUAGACCAACAGAUGCAACAGGCAGGUUCCGCAGCAGCAGGAGACGCAGCUGCAAAUGCAGAAGGGUCAUCUGAAACUACCGGAGGGGCUCAGCAGACGGGAGAAGACCAACAAAAAUCCAGCGCGGAAGCGGGAUCAGCUGAGGAAGCAAGCGGGAGCCCCGAUGGGCUUGAUAAGAGUGCAGAGAGCGCUGAUGGUGAGGAGAGUGGAGAAGGCGGGCGACAAUCAGCGACGCAGCCCGACGAAGAAGCAGCGGCCAACAGACGGCGGCAGCUAGAGAUGGCGCUAGCUUCAGGGGACAUUAGCGCAGCCCAGGCGCAGCUCAUGGAGGAAUACCGAGAACGCAUGAGGCAGGCUGAGACAGCCAACGAUCAGGAAAGGCUAAUGCAGGACCAGCGCGCCCAGCAGUUGCUGCAAGAAAGACGACAGCGCCUGCUGGAAAAGAAGGCCCGCCUUCAAGCUGAGCAACAAAAAGCUCUGGAGGAACUGGAGAAGGAGAGGCAGCUGAAGCUUGAUAAGCUGCAGCAAGAACUGCAGCAAGACCUCGUUGACUUUUCCAUCGAAUUCGAAGUAGAACCACAAGAGCUCGACAAGCUUGCCAGGCAGUUCUGGACAGAAUCCAACCAAAGGUAUCAACGGCAGCUGCGAGAAAUGGAGAAGAGGCAUGCGCAACAAAUGGAGGAUGCCUAUGACCGUUUCAUUCAAGACUGGGCUGCGCGUCACGACGGCGAUAUCGACGCUGAGCUCCAGCUGCGGCAUGCAGGUUGGAGAGCUGCUUCACGGCACAUAGAGGACAACCAGUUGCACGAGAAGUGCGAGCUAGAAGAUUCAUGGCAAGCAUCCCUAGAAGGGAAACUAAAGCUGUUGGCUGCGAAAGGCAGCGAGACGGCGAAGGCAUAUUUGGAAGAGACGAAAGAGAUGAGAGCAUCCAUGGCUGAGGUGUGGAAGCAGCGGUUUGAGGCAAUUCACCAAGAACAGCUUGCCGCUCAAAGGGCAAUGCAGGAGAAGGAGGCAGCGUACAAGGCACAUGUUGACGAACGAAUCAAAGCUGUCGAGGCGCAAUGGGCACAAAAGCUAGUUGACCUGAAAAACGAAGAGUGGUCGAAGGUGCAACAAGCUCAGGAGCUGGCAGAAGCUGGUUUGCAGGAAAGGAGAAAGAUGAUUGAUGCGGCCAUUGAAGCAAGGGCGAAGGCAUGCAAAGGAGGAGCUGAAGGAGCAGACGGGGUGCACGGAAAUGCAGUGAACGAACGAUUGUUGAAUGAACUCGCAGCGGACUUGCGGCAGCUCCAGCAUGCCCUUCAAGCUGAAAAGAACCGCCAGAACGCCAUAUAUCACGAGAAAUUGCUAAACAGGAUGCAGCGGAGAAGGAAGCGCAUCAUUACGGAUGCAGCAAAGGAGCGAAAAGCCAUGGAGCAAGAAUCUAUUGAGCAGCAGGCACAAUUGCUCAGUCAGCAACUUCACCGGCAACGAUUUUUGUUUGGUCGGGCAAAAACCCACCAGGUGGCGCUCAAGUUCUCGCACCAGUGGCUGGCGAAAGCCCGGAAACACCUGCGGGCUCUUGCAGAAGGCACAGAUGAAGACGAGCGCAAGCUUCACGAAUUUUCGGAGAAGGAAUUCUAUAAAAGAUGCGCUCGCAUGCGCACGACACUGGCGAAGAGCAUGAAGCAAGUUGAAAUGCUCAUCAGGAAUUUGGUGCCGGAAAAGCGAUCACGAGAGUUAACAAAGGGAGAAGCCGGGGCAAGUCUUAAGGAGGAUCAUGAAAGCCAGGCCGCUCGCCUGAAAAUGUGCCUCCAGGAGGUUUCCAAGUCCACUGCCCAGCUCAACAUCGUCCAGCGCAGGUUUCUUGGUCCCCGCACCUAG